UAUAUAAACACCACCUCAUCCAGAGCUCACACCAGAAGCUCUCGAAGCUUAUAGCUCACCGGAUCUCUCUUCUUCUCCAACGAGGUCGAUCGGUCGAUCAGACUAAGCAAGAGGGAUUAGUUGCAAUGAGGCCGGCUGGGGCAGCCGACAUGGCGAUGGGCGGGAUUGGAGGCGGGGGAGCGAUGGCGUCGACGUCGACGUCGUCGGUGCCGGUGCCGGCGGCGGUGCAGCCGCCGCCGUUCUGGUCGACGCCGACGCCGUACCUGUUUAUCGGGUUCGGGGUGGUGAUGGCGCUCAUCGCCGUGGCGCUGGCCGUGCUGCUGUGCUCGCGGCGGAAGGAGGGGAGGAGCUACGGCGACGAGGAGGGGGGCGCCGCCGUCCCGCCGGGGAUGAUGUCGGUGCGCGUGCUGGCGCCGCUGGACAGGGAGGCGGCGCCCAGGGUGGUGGUCGUCAUGGCCGGCGACGACUCCCCGUCGUUCCUCGCCAGCGCCACCCCGCUCGCCUUCGCCGCCGCCACGAAGGUGGCCCCGCCGCAGCCGCAGCCGUGACGUACGCACGCCGGCGCCGCCACCGUAGCUCGCUAUCUCCCGCGCGCGCGCCAUGCAUGGCCAUGCAUAUACGCAUGCGUCAUCUCGUGUGCACAAGCUAAUAGGGAUCAAAUGAGCUAACGAUUUUGUCACAAAUUAAUUUUGUCCUUUUUGCCCUCCUUUUAUCUCGCUGGUUAAUUAAUUAAUUUGCAUCCAGAGCUGCAAAUUAAUAUGCUAAUCUUGUUACAUAAGCUCCAGGAUUAAUUAAACGAAUCUAUUUGUAAUUAGUUACUUUGGA
Molecule: messenger RNA, 825 nt
Organism: Oryza brachyantha (malo sina)
Lineage: Eukaryota; Viridiplantae; Streptophyta; Magnoliopsida; Poales; Poaceae
Product: protein GLUTAMINE DUMPER 6-like
Exons: 1
Coding region: 126-548 (140 amino acids)
Biological process (GO): regulation of amino acid export
Source: RefSeq, a predicted model, not a curated record